AGUUACCGGCCUGUUAUUGGCUGACUCAGCUGUCACUCAAAGGUGUCUACGAUCCUAUUGGCUCGUUGUACAACCAGUGUCUGUGUUCGAUCGUUAAAACUUCCGGGCGGUAAAAGUGAGCGGGGCUCGUCUGUCCCGCCCCACUGUCUGAAGCUCCACCUUCUCCGGGACGUGACGGUUGUGGUGAUGGACGACGCCCCCUACAGACAGGAGGAGGACUCGUCUGCCCUUGAUGUGGUCGGUGUGGGUGUGUGUGACUCCGCCCCCCUGCUGUGGAGGAUGGAGGACCUGAAGACAUUGAGGAGUCAUGGCCUGGUGGGGGCGCUGCUGGGUUCACUGCCCCGGACGCCCCGACAGAACGGACGCCUGGGACGACCCCUUCGACUGCUGCCAGAGGAGGAGAGACAGCUGAGCGAGCAGCACGCCGCCGCCGCGCUACCCUCCGGUAACCAGCAGGAUGGAGGAGGGGUGGAUCUCCUUCGGCAGGUGGAGCAGCAUGAGGAGGAGCAGAGGAGGAGCUAUGAGGUGCAGAGUGUUCUCGCUCUGGAGGAAAGGAAGUCAGCACUGCUCCGAGCAAUGACCUCAUCACACACAGAUUCAGCCUCUGGUCCUGGGACCUCAGAUGAGGCCCUGCGGGGCCGCCUGGAGGCCCUGGACCACAGCUUUACCUUCCCUUGUGCGGCGCUGGCGGUCCAGCUGAGCACGUCGAGGGCGGGCUUGACCUACUGCCCAGUGGACCGGGCUGUCCUGCGGGCUGACUGGCCAAUCAGGGCGCAGCCUGACACGUGCGGUGACGUCAGGUACCAGGUGUUCCGAGACUUAAGGGGGCGGGGCUUCUACCUGACCUCAGCAGGGAAGUUUGGAGGCGACUUCCUCGUUUAUCCAGGUGACCCUCUUCGUUACCACGCCCACUUCAUUGCCAUCUGUCUGUCUCUGGAUGAGUCCGUGUGCGUGUUGGACGUCCUCGCCGUGGCUCGUCUGGGAUCCAACGUGAAGAAGACGGUGCUGCUGUGCUCGCCAGGGACGGACGGAGCGGUGCGGUACACGUCGUUACAGUGGAGCGGGAUGGUGUGAAGACAUGGAUCAGGUGUGAUCCAGAUACAGCAGCAGGUUACAGGUGUGACAGGAAGUGAUUCGAGGCUCGGAGUGUGUCCAGCAGGGGGCACUUGAAGUUUUUACCAGAAAAAAACGUCUUCAUUGAUGAAAACAUGUGAUGCCGUGUUUACGACAUUUCAUAUUGAUGACAUCAUGUCAAUGAAUCAUGUUAUUGAUUCUGAUAGUUUCAUUGAUGCAGCUUUAGUUUCUCAAUCUAGUGUUUGAUGUUAUUUCCUUUUUAAUUUUUUCAAUGAAUGAUAAUAAAGAUAAAAUUGACUGACA
Molecule: messenger RNA, 1377 nt
Organism: Hippoglossus stenolepis (Pacific halibut)
Lineage: Eukaryota; Metazoa; Chordata; Actinopteri; Pleuronectiformes; Pleuronectidae
Gene: tsen34
Product: TSEN34 tRNA splicing endonuclease subunit
Exons: 5
Coding region: 187-1074 (295 amino acids)
Biological process (GO): tRNA splicing, via endonucleolytic cleavage and ligation; tRNA-type intron splice site recognition and cleavage
Cellular component (GO): tRNA-intron endonuclease complex
Molecular function (GO): tRNA-intron lyase activity; nucleic acid binding
Source: RefSeq, a predicted model, not a curated record